AUGAACUACACAAGGGGCGAGGAAGAGCGCCUCGAUGAAGCCAUCCGCAGCAUUGCCGAGUCGGGCGCCAAGGUCGUCAUUGCCGGCGGCUCGAUCUCGGAGAUGGCGCUGCACUUUCUCGAAAAGUACAAGCUCCUCUCGAUCCGUAUCCAGAGCAAGUGGGAGCUGCGCCGCCUCUGCCGCGCGGUCAACGCGACGGCCCUUGUGCGCCUCGGCGCGCCGACGCCCGAAGAGAUGGGCUUUUGCGACUUCGUCGGCGUCCACGAAAUCGGCGGCAAGAAGAUCACCAUCUUCCGCCAGGACGAAGAGGACGCCAAGAUGUCGACGAUCAUCCUCCGCGCGUCGACCGACAACGUGCUGAACGACCUCGAGCGUGCGAUCGACGACGGUGUCAACACGGUCAAGGCCGCGUGCAAGGACACGCGGUUCGUCGCCGGCGGUGGCGCGACCGAAAUCGAGAUUGCGCGUCAGAUUGAAGCGUAUGGCAACACGACGCCGGGCCUCGACCAGUACGCGAUCAAGAAGUUUGCCGAGGCGCUCGAAAUUGUGCCCCGGACGCUGGCUGAGAACGCCGGUCAGAUGGCGACGCAGGUCAUCUCGAGCUUGUACGCGGCCCACGGCGCGGGCAAGGCCAACGCCGGCGUCGAUGUCGAGUGCGAAAGCGAGACGGGCGUCGUUGACAACAUGCUCAGCGCCAAGGUCCUCGACCAUUUGGAGACGAAGAAGUCGGCGCUGCGUCUCGGCGCGGACGUGGCCAUCACGGUCCUCCGAGUAGACCAGAUUAUUAUGGCCAAGGCGGCCGGCGGUCCCAAGCCGCGUGGCAUGUAA
Messenger RNA from Saprolegnia parasitica CBS 223.65, 828 nucleotides. RefSeq lists its product as hypothetical. Gene Ontology annotation, biological process: protein folding. Lineage: Eukaryota; Oomycota; Saprolegniomycetes; Saprolegniales; Saprolegniaceae. The coding region runs from base 1 to 828 and encodes 275 amino acids. The record is from RefSeq and is a predicted model, not a curated record. Gene Ontology annotation, molecular function: ATP binding; ATP-dependent protein folding chaperone. Gene Ontology annotation, cellular component: chaperonin-containing T-complex. The transcript is spliced from 3 exons.